Messenger RNA from Lampris incognitus (smalleye Pacific opah), 2169 nucleotides. It is a transcript of the gene mapk14b, whose product is annotated as mitogen-activated protein kinase 14b. Gene Ontology annotation, biological process: protein phosphorylation; intracellular signal transduction. The record is from RefSeq and is a predicted model, not a curated record. Gene Ontology annotation, molecular function: ATP binding; MAP kinase activity. NCBI's taxonomy places the organism in Eukaryota, Metazoa, Chordata, Actinopteri, Lampriformes, Lampridae. Bases 315 to 1400 code for a protein of 361 amino acids. The transcript has 12 exons. Gene Ontology annotation, cellular component: nucleus; cytoplasm.
AGCGCCUUGUUUUCUGGACCACAGCGUGUCCCGAGUCAGGUUUCGCCUUUAGCAAAGCCAACACGGAGCGUAUUUCGGGUACAACGGCACCAAACCUGCACCGCACUACACUACACAGCACAGCUGGAAACUGGAGUCUCUUUUUGUCUUUUCUUUUCUUUUUUUUUUACACUGCGCGGGACUUUUUGUCGCUCAUUGUUAGUUAACAACAGGACAUCAGCCAACCACGCACCAAGCGCGGAAAAAAAAAGGAGAGGGGGAGAUUAGAAGUUUCGACUCGCUUGUUUUGUCACUUGGGGCAAGGCAAGGCAGGAAUGUCGCAGAAGGAGAGACCCACUUUUUAUCGACAGGAACUCAACAAAACGAUAUGGGAGGUUCCCGAGCGGUACCAGAUCCUGUCUCCCGUGGGCUCCGGUGCUUAUGGCUCCGUAUGCUCGGCAUAUGACGUGAAAACGAGACGGAAGAUAGCAGUGAAGAAGUUGUCAAGGCCCUUCCAGUCAAACAUCCACGCAAAGAGGACCUACAGGGAGUUGCGGCUGCUCAAACACAUGAAGCAUGAGAAUGUGAUUGGUCUAUUAGAUGUCUUCACACCUGCAACCAAUUUAGAGGAGUUCAAUGAUGUGUACCUGGUGACCCACUUAAUGGGAGCAGACCUUAACAACAUCGUCAAGUGUCAGAAGCUCACCGAUGACCACGUCCAGUUCCUCAUCUAUCAGAUCCUCAGGGGGUUGAAGUACAUCCAUUCAGCAGAUAUCAUCCACAGAGACCUGAAACCCAGUAAUUUGGCUGUGAAUGAAGAUUGUGAGCUGAAGAUUCUAGACUUUGGUUUAGCACGACACACAGAUGAUGAGAUGACGGGAUAUGUAGCCACCCGGUGGUACCGAGCCCCAGAGAUCAUGCUCAACUGGAUGCACUACAAUAUGACAGUGGAUAUCUGGUCAGUGGGCUGCAUUAUGGCUGAAUUACUUACAGGACGAACUCUGUUCCCCGGCACAGACCAUAUAAACCAGCUGCAGCAGAUAAUGCGACUGACAGGGACGCCUCCAGCAUCCCUCAUAAGCAGGAUGCCCAGCCAUGAGGCAAGGAACUACAUCAACUCACUUCCACAGAUGCCGAAGAGGAAUUUCGCUGAUGUGUUCAUUGGUGCCAACCCCCUUGCGGUCGACUUACUAGAGAAAAUGCUGGUGCUGGACACAGACAAGCGGAUUACAGCGUCAGAGGCUCUGGCCCAUCCAUACUUUGCCCAAUAUCACGACCCAGAUGACGAGCCUGAGGCAGAACCUUAUGACCAGAGUUUUGAAAGCCGUGAGCUGGAGAUUGAGGAGUGGAAGAGACUAACCUAUGAGGAAGUACUCAGCUUUGAACCACCAUCGUUUGACGGUGACGAGAUGGAGUCCUAAGAUGAUCAGGGAUGCUUUACUAAACAUCUGCAUCCCUUCUAAUCAACACAGUCAAUCAACACAGUCAUGACACUCUGAAGACUGUCAAUGUCGCAACUUGAACACACUCUCGCAAACACACACAAACACACGCACACACACACACACACACACACACACACACACACACACACACACACACACACACACACAACCGUGACAUUCAAGUGCCUGCCUUUAUUCUUUUCUGGUAGUCAGAGAUUUCAGGGGUGAAAAUGGACUUCCUACUAUGUCCCCACCAACUUUUCUGUUUUUAUUGUCUUUGCUUGCCAGCCAUUUUGCUGGGAAGACCUUUUAUUUUUUAUUAUUGUGAUUUUUUUUUUUAAUGCUUUUUCCCCGAGUGAGCAUUUCACUUUGAAAUAUCUCAAAAGUAAUCAGGCAAUUUGAACCACUGUUUUGUAUAUAUGUAAAUUUUAGAAGCUGUUUUUCAGUAAGCUAAUAUAACUUCCCUAACAGGAAAAUCUUAAUUGAAAUUGAUUUAGAUCACAACCAUAUGUAUGUAUGUAUGUAUGUAUGUAUGUAUGUAUGUAUGUAUGUAUGUAUGUAUGUAUGUAUGUAUGUAUGUAUGUAUGUAUGUAUGUAUGUAUGUGUAUAUAUCUAUACACACAUACACAUAUGUAUGCAUGUAUGUGUGUGUAUGUGUGCGUGUAUAUAUAUAUAGAUUUUUUUCCCGAAACCAUCAAUGGUGUUAUAAGUGCUCAACUAAUGAGGAGCAGAAUAUCAACACAAA